AUGGAUCCCUUCUUCCUCCUCCUCCUCCUAUUCGGUCAAAUCCUGCUCUGCACAGCCGGCGACACCAUCAACUCCGCCACACCCUUGUCCGGGUCACAGAAGAUCGUAUCCCAGGGCAACAAGUUCGCCGUGGGCUUCUACUCCCCAUCGCAGAGUAACACCACCUCUUCCACCUCCAGCAAUUACUACAUAGCCAUAUGGUACAGCAACAUACGACUGCUGACCACAGUGUGGAACACCAACAUGACGGUGUCUGACCCGGCCACCGCCUCCUUGGAAAUCGCCAGCGACGGCAACCUUGUCCUCCUUGAUCAAGCCAAGAACCGGCAGCUAUGGUCAACUGAUGUAAGUAUAGCCUCCAACUCCACCAUGGCCAUCAUCAGGGACAGCGGUAGCCUCGAUCUUAUCGAUGUCUUCAAUUCAUCGAUAGUUUACUGGCGAAGCAUAGACCAUCCCACAAACACCUGGCUUCCGGGGGGCAAGCUCGGGCUGAACAAGACCACGGGUCUGAGCCAGAGGCUUAUUCCUUGGAAGAACAACGCAGACCCAUCUCCUGGGUUGUUCUCUCUGGAGCUAGAUCCCAAUGGCACAAAACAGUACUUCAUCCAGUGGAAUGAAUCCAUAAACUACUGGACCAGUGGCCCCUGGAAUGGCAAUAUCUUCAGCCUCGUGCCAGAGAUGACGGCUAAUUUCAGAUACGACUUCCAAUUCGUCGACAAUGCCACAGAAAGCUAUUUCUACUACUCGAUGAAGGAUGAUGCAGUCAUCUCGCGGUUCAUCAUGGACGUGACCGGACAGAUCAAGCAGCUGACAUGGGUGGAAUUCUCACAGCAGUGGAUCUUGUUCUGGUCACAGCCGCGAACACAGUGUGAGGUGUAUGCACUCUGUGGGGCAUAUGGCAGCUGCAGUGAGGCUGCGCUGCCAUACUGCAACUGCGUCAAGGGGUUCAGCCAGAAGGUCCAGAGUGAUUGGGAUCUUCAGGAUUACAGUGGCGGGUGCAGGAGGAACGUACCAUUGCAGUGCCAGAUCAACUCGAGCUCCGGACAGACCAAGCCUGAUAAGUUCUUUCCCAUGGCAAGCGUGAGGCUACCUGACAAUGCUCGGGGUGCAGUGGGCGCCAGCUUGAAAGAAUGCGAGCAGGUUUGUCUGAAAAGCUGUUCAUGCGAUGCUUACACUUACAAUACAACUGGCUGUUUUAUUUGGUCUGGGGACCUGGUGAACCUCCAAGAACAGUACAGUGGAAAUGGAGUUGGCACACUCUUCCUCAGACUUGCAGCAUCCGAGCUGCAAGACCCAAAAAAGAGCAAGGCUGUGAUCAUUGGUGCAGUUGCUGGCGGGGUUGCUGCAAUUCUGAUAAUCCUUGCGAUUGUGUUUUUCUUCCUAUAUCAGAAAUUUCGGCGAGAAAGGACUCUUCGGAUAUCAAAGACUGGUGGGGGCACAUUGAUUGCUUUCAGGUACAGUGAUCUGCAGCAUGUCACCAGAAACUUCUCAGAGAAGCUGGGGGGAGGUGCCUUCGGUUCGGUGUUCAAGGGGAAGCUCCCAGAUUCAACGGCCAUUGCUGUGAAGAGGCUCGAUGGUUUUCAUCAAGGGGAGAAGCAAUUCCGUGCUGAGGUAAGCACGAUUGGGACAACCCAGCAUGUUAAUUUGGUCCGCCUUCUUGGGUUCUGUUCUGAAGGGUCAAGGAGGCUGCUUGUGUAUGAGUACAUGCAAAAGGGCUCCCUGGAAGUGCAACUCUUCCCUGGUGAGACAACUGCAUUGAGCUGGGCCAUCAGGUACCAAAUUGCACUUGGAACAGCAAGGGGCCUAAACUACCUGCAUGAAAAAUGUAGGGAUUGCAUCAUACACUGUGAUGUCAAGCCAGAUAACAUUCUCUUGGAUGAUUCCUUUGUACCAAAAGUAUCCGACUUUGGCCUAGCAAAGCUCUUAGGCCGGGACUUCAGCCGUGUUUUAACGACGAUGAGAGGAACAAGGGGUUACCUUGCACCUGAAUGGAUCAGUGGCGUGCCCAUAACCGCGAAGGCAGAUGUAUUCAGCUAUGGCAUGAUGCUCCUUGAAAUCAUAUCAGGCAGGAGGAAUUCUGACCAUGGAGAGGAGGGCAGGUCCACUUUCUUCCCAACCUUGGCUGCAAGCAAGCUCCAUGAAGGGGAUGUGCAGACCUUGUUGGACCCUAGGCUGAAAGGAGAUGCAAAUCCUGACGAGCUCACAAGAGCUUGUAAGGUUGCUUGUUGGUGCAUCCAAGAUGAUGAAAGCACUAGACCCACGACGGGUCAGAUCGUCCAAAUCCUAGAGGGGUUUCUGGAUGUGAAUAUGCCUCCCGUUCCCAGGUCACUGAGAGCUCUUGGUGAAAGCCCUGAUGUCAUAAACUUCUUCUCAGAUCUGUCUUCAAGCCAGACUUCCCUGACGCAAAACAGCACAACAACUUCUCAGACACACAGUGCUACUUCAGGCAAUUCACAUUUCCAAAGUUCGUAA
This is a messenger RNA of Triticum turgidum subsp. durum (durum wheat), 2472 nucleotides long. The record is from the annotation of a GenBank genome assembly. NCBI's taxonomy places the organism in Eukaryota, Viridiplantae, Streptophyta, Magnoliopsida, Poales, Poaceae.